This is a messenger RNA of Aspergillus ruber CBS 135680, 495 nucleotides long. RefSeq lists its product as uncharacterized. Lineage: Eukaryota; Fungi; Ascomycota; Eurotiomycetes; Eurotiales; Aspergillaceae. The transcript is spliced from 2 exons. The record is from RefSeq and is a predicted model, not a curated record. The annotation marks the transcript as partial.
AAAAGGUUUCUCAGGAAGACUAAAUUGUAAUAUGGCCAAUUUCCUCUACCCUUCUUGCCUGCACUGGCUCCUAUCACAUGGAUGCUCUAUAGACAUUCUGAGAAUUCGUCACUUAACUUCGAGCAUGCCAGCUAACCAAUAGAUAGGACAACCUUUGCACUCCUGGAAGUGAUCUACAGGCCAUUAUUAGCGCUCUGCCCGCACAUGUUACUGUUCGGGAUUCUCUUCCAUGCUCGAGCGUUCCGGAACCCGAACUUGACCUCGAAGACCAAGCUGCGCAAGCUCUUCAUUAGCAAAGGCUGCAAGCAGCUCCUUGUACCUUUAGACCAGGACAAGACUGAUUGGAGAUCCACGGCUGGAAAAGGGGGGUUUCGUGCGCAUCAGUUCCAAUAUGGAAGUGGUAAGGUGAUGAAUGAGAGUGGUAAAUGGCAAUCUUGCGCCAAGAAUCCAUUGAAUCUUCCUAUCUGCCCAGUGGCUGACGGCUUCGCAGGAAAG